AUGACUUAUAAAAUUACUGUGUUAUUUUUAGUUGCUAUCUUGGUCAAUCAGGGCAAUGCGGAUGACAAUUAUAAGUUACCUAAGGGCCAUCUUAAACCAUUAGGACAACAUCGUGCUGCUGAAGGGCAUAUUGAUGUACUCAAUGAACCGAUUUCUGCCGAAGAAUUCUGGAGCAAGUAUGUUGGUCAAAGGCGACCAGUCUUACUAAAGCAAGCGGCAUUAGAUUUUCCAGCGAUAGACUCAUGGACUGAUGAUUAUUUAAGAAAUUUUUAUGGAAAUUAUUGGAUUUAUUCUGCUAAAAUCAAUGAAAAGGAAGAAAUCUCUAAUGACCAAGGGCAUCUAGAACGCCAAUCCUUGAAUGAUUUUAUAUCAACUUAUGUCAAUGAAAGCAAAUGCAUCGAUUCUCAAUUGCCUCAACCCAUGCAACGCGAUGUGCUAAUUCCACCUUUCCUUUCAUGUGGCUCAUUUACAACCGCUAUGAUUGAUGUACAUGUUUGGCUUAACACCGGUAACAGUAAAAGUUCGCUACGGAAAGAUGCUUCUAAUACGAUCAAUUGCUUAUUGAAUGGAACGAGUGAUUGGAUAUUAAUCGAUAAUCAAAACGCACAUCUUGUACCCAUGGUAGAAGAGAUAGCCAAAGAUGGAAGUACACGUUCUGCCUUACAAGUUGAUGAAGUGGACUUACAGAAAUAUUCAGCAUUUUCAAAUUGCCCUUACUAUGAUGCUACCUUAGCUAAAGGAGACUGCAUCUAUCUUCCUCAUGAUUCUUUGUAUCAAGUAAGAACAGAUGGUGUUAAAAAUAUGCGUGUUUCGCUUUUAUUUUCUCAAAGCGUAUCGCAUUUGAAAAAGUUUAACAACCAGGAUUGUCAAACGUCGAAAUAUAAAAAUAUUCGGGACCCCAUGUUUGAUUGGCAAAUUAAUAGCCAUACAACCCCAGUUGUUGAUUUGCAAGAUCCUAAUUUAUACAGAGAAGCUGCAUUUCAAGCAUUUAAAGGCAAGAAAAAAAUAAGGACUGAAGUGCUUUUAAGGAGACUCAAGAUACGAAAAAAUCUCCAGAUAGAGAAUAAAAACGUUGUCACUACUGAUGAGAUCGCUGACCUCCCUCUGCAAUCUUGGAUAAAUUUAAUAUACUACUUUGAUUUAGAUCCGGAAAAUCCUUUAAAAUAUGAAUAUCGCAUCUAUACAAAGAAAGAUAUACGAUCGAUAAUCGAGAAAACCAUUGAUAAAGCUGGAGGAAUUAAUACUAGAAAAUUUGCCGUUUUCUAUGAGAAAUUACUAUCAGGGUCUGAGCAAUCAGCAAACGAGAUUAUGAGAAAAUUUGAUACUAACGGAAACGGAAAAGUUAGUAAAGAGGAAAGACUAAGUAAGUUGGAUGAAGUUCUAGGUUUGUUUGCUAAUCCGGAUGGUAAAGUUGACGAAAUAGAUAGCAAUGAAAGUGAUAUAUCGGAUGGUGAAGAUCCUCUAAGAUCAGAGGAGACGGAAUUAAAGAAAGAGUCUGCUGAAAUCGGAAACCAAGGAAUACCUGAACAAACUGAUAGUGGAAGCAUUAAUGAUGAAAUGAAUGAAAAGAAAUCUUCUCGCGAUGAAUUGUAA
Molecule: messenger RNA, 1593 nt
Organism: Trichoplax adhaerens
Lineage: Eukaryota; Metazoa; Placozoa; Uniplacotomia; Trichoplacea; Trichoplacidae
Exons: 8
Coding region: 1-1593 (530 amino acids)
Molecular function (GO): 2-oxoglutarate-dependent dioxygenase activity; calcium ion binding
Source: RefSeq, a predicted model, not a curated record